Molecule: messenger RNA, 14781 nt
Organism: Cuscuta epithymum
Lineage: Eukaryota; Viridiplantae; Streptophyta; Magnoliopsida; Solanales; Convolvulaceae
Source: the annotation of a GenBank genome assembly
AGUUGGUAAUUGUGUUCAGCAUUCGGGAUGUAGUGUUACCUUCUUCGUUGUAUCUGCCAGAUUUUUCCAUGUAGGCUAACCAUACUGUUCGGGUACCCCGAUCAUUCUUCAUUACAUUUUGGUGUAUCCCGUUCGGGGAAGCGCCUCUAGCCUUUUUCUUUUUCAAUCGUAGAGGUUCGUGAACUUUGUUGAUUUCAACCCCGUUCGGGUGUUCACCCACCCCAAAGGAUGCUUUAACUUCUCUCAGCCGCCUUGACACGUGUCUAUUAUUCAUUCGAAUUCCUGGCGGUUGUAUUUCCUUAUAUAAGGAUGCAGCUACUUUGUUUCAGUUUUUUCUGCUGCUUCUGAAUUCUUUCAAGCUUUCUCUCUCUAGAAUUUUCUCCGUUUAUUCACAAUUAAUGUCUGCCUUUUCUGGUUCGUCAGACUCCGAAGAUAUGGCACCCACUUUGAUUCGCCUUUCCAGGGGAAAAGCUCACCCCAAGGAUCAAGGCACAUCUACCUGAUCGUUGGGUUCUAACGGGUCUUCUGCCUCACUUCAUCCCGAACAGCCCCUCCCUGAUGAUGGAUGUCAGUCGGGAGAUGACUUAGCCAUCUACAAUAAGGGCAUGCCUGAACGGCCCCCCCGUUAUAGUCUGAACUUCCAUUGCAUCAGGAAGCAACGUCAACGCCUUCCUGCUGAUGCAGAACAGAUGCUCCGCCAAUUACUACCUCCACCCCGUCAGUUCAAUGCGGGGUUCAUCAAACAUCCCAUGCGACACCGUCCGGGAUGUGUGGUUGUGCACAUGGAUGCCUUGAUUGCUGGUUUGAGGUUCCCUUUGCACCCGUUCAUUGUGGAAUUCCUCCGCCGGGUCUCAGUACUGCCAGCACAGUUCGUGCCUAGCACUUAUAGGAUCCUGAACGGUUUUAUCGUCUGGUGCCAUGAGUUGGGGAUUGCCCCUAGCGCCGACCUCUUUUUGCACUGCUACGGCGUCCAGCCCUAUUGGACCACCGGGGUACCUGCGGCUUGUCGCCCGCCCUGGCCGUUCGCUCUUCACUGACAACCCCACCCCGCCGGAGAAAUGGGAGGAACGAUUUUUGUUCGUUCAUGUGGGGUCGCCGCUUCCGUUCCCUGAUCGGUGGAACACCUACCCCGUUCAGGAUGCCUCCCCCAAGGUGGACGCAGCUAUUGUCUGUCAGUACGAAAGGCUCCGUCUGGCCGGUUCCAAGAACCUACGGUCCUUCUUGACUCCUGCUAAGAUGCUAGCUGCUGGCAUUGGUGUGAUUCCCCCUGUCUCCAUAAAGCGUCCUGCUCCUACUCCUUCCUCCACCGCCAUAGCCAGCAAGGGAAAGGAGAAGGCUAUUCAGUCAGGUUCUUUCUCCGGCCGGGAAUCUGGGCCAGUAAACAAGCGGCCGAGAAUCGAAAGCAGCGGCGCCUUGGUCCCGAUCGAUCAGGUCAUUGACCUGACGGAUCCUUCUGUGGAAAGGAUGCCCAUGAUCCCCUCCCCUUCAAGGAAGCUGGGCAACAGGGGAGGCGCUGCUUCAGAUAGUCUCCCGAUCCCCGAUCGGUUGACGGUGGAGUUUUCCGCCAUGGGUCCCCGAGCCGAAUGCCGGACGCUGUUCGGGCAGACUGCAUCCUCCAUAUGGUGCAGCACUUCUUUGAAAGCUGGCGAGGGCUUUACCAACUUGACCCAUUGGUCUGAUUUGGUCGAAGCAGGCCAUGCUGAGUCCCUUAAGGUAUGCCUUUGACCGUUCAGUUCUUUCUUUUUAUAACAUUUUAAGAACUUGUUCUUACUGCUGUUUCUUUUUCCACAGGCCGGUACAUACUAUCACCGGGCCUUCCUAGCAGCUGAACGGGAGAUGACCCUUCUUCAUCAGGAGCUGGACGAGAGCCAAACCCUUUUGGCUGCUGCUAGGAAAAUGGCUGCAGAUCUCCAAGAUCGAGCCAACAAGGGUGACAAGGCCAGGGCUGAAUUGGCCGAACUGGAGCAGAGGCUCCAGCGUCGCGAUCGGGAGAUCCGGGCGCUGAAGGACAAGAUUGCUGCUGCCGAAGCUGCUGGUGUCAAGUUCAAAAAGACCCAGCCUAAAGAGGGCGGACAGCCAGCAGCACCCGUUCAGGCCGAUACUUCUAGAAUCACUCAGCAGGCAGUGAUUGAUUUCCAACGGGGUAAAGGUUUGAACGUAGCCCUGGAGGAGACUGCCCGGGAGUUCCUUGGAAAGCAUCUUGGGGAGUUCUUGAAGAAGAGUAAGGAUCCUCUUCGUGACGGCCUCCAGCUCCUGGAUGAGACCCCGUCCGGGACAGCCUUCGCCAAUGCCCUAGCAAGGGACACACUUGUUAAGUGCCAGGAUAUGUUAGUCGACCGGAAUCUGGAGGUGAUCAAGGAAUCAUUCGAUGAACCCUUCGACCCCAAGGAGGAAGGUUUCGACCCCUUAUUCUGCCGUGCUUAUCAACGGGUGAUGGAGAAGAGGCAGAAGGCUAAAGAUUCAGCCAAUCCCCCGAACCCCAACUCGGAUGCCGUGCCGAACAAGGAUCCUCCCGUAGCUUAGUUAUCUCUGUUGUAAUCUCCUUUUCUUCUUCUCCUGUAUAAUUCCCGGUCAGUAGUGCCGAAGAAUAAAGAUUGAUCCGUUUCCGAAUGACUUGCUUCCCGAACACUCACUUUUUUUUUUUUUUUUUUUUUCUUUUUCAACUCAGCCUCCUGAUUGAGAUGUAAGCUGUUCGACCCUUCCCUAACACCAAAGUUGAGGUGCAAGCUGUUCGAUUUAUUUCCGUCUGUUGUUCUUUGUUUCCUGAACGCGCAAGACAUAAUGUUCAACGCCUGCUGCGUCCCCGAGCACCAUGUUUCAGAUGCAUGCCGUCCGGUUUAUUACCGUCGACUGGUUGUUCCUUGAACGCGCAAGUCAUCAAUGUUAAAUGCUUGCUGCGCCUCCGAGCACCAUGUUUCAGAUGCAUGCCGUCCGGUUUUAUUACCGUCGACUGGUUGUUCCCUGAAGGAUAGAGUAACCUGUUCGGGUUAUCCUCCGCGGUAUUCCUUAUUCGCAAGGCAAUCACCUCUUGCUGCAAGACAAUUUCACAAUUCGUGUAGUGUCUGCCAUCUUCCAAGCCCAUAAUUUCGAUGCAUACCGUCGGUUUUACCGUCCGGGGUCAUCCAUAUCAUGAGGUUGAGAUGUCCAUCCUGGACCGUUGAGAAUAAGGCUCCCAAUUCGGGUCUCCCCCUUAUUCUCUGCCAAAAUGGAGACUCGCCUCCAGGAUACAGCUCGGGUUCCACCACCAUAAAGUUCAGACGAGCUGUAUGUCCCAGGCAAGAUUUUAAGACCAGAGUCCCGAUCCCCCGCUCGGUCACCCUAUGACUUCGGAUGCCGCCCGGUUCGUCCUACUCAAGAUCUUUUACACCAUCUCCCAAGCCGAGUCCGGGCUUGGUAUCCUGCACUCCUUUUUUUUUUUUUUUUUUUUUUUUUUUUUUGUGCUGAGAUGAUGGCUCCCCAUGGAUCGAGAUAAAUGAUAUCUAUAGAUCAAGGUGAGACUUUUGGCCGAGUUUGUGGUGAUGCCGUUUGUAACACCGCCCCCAAGUAAUUGUACUUUAUCAAAUUAUGUAUUGAACCCGAGGAAUGAAUAAACGCAUUUUACGUGAUUGUGAAUUUUUAUCAUUUCUUUUACGUGAAUAGUAAAAUUCACGUGGGGCCCACACCGGAAGUGGGGGCCGCUCGAUAUUAUCGGGACCACAUAUUAUAUUCAUUUGGGUCAAGAUAAUAUGUGUAUAAUGGUGGACAUCCUUGUUGGUCCAUAGAAAUUAUACGAGUAACCGUUUGGGCAUAUAAAGCCCAUUUAUCAGUACCGAAGUAAUAUCAGAUAAAAAGCCAUAACGAGUUAUGGAGACCACCAAGGUAAGAGUUGGGUAAUAUACAUUCAUUCUUAUAGCCAAUAAUAAGUGGAAGAGGGAGAGAUAUUUCAUUUUACCCGAUAAAACGAAAUAUAGUUAAAACAGUCCGGAAAAUACAACUUUCGGGGCCAAAUAUACAUUCCGGGUCACAAAAGGAUGACCACCCACAUAAGUGGGGGCCAACCCACGUCCUUGGCCUGAAAGAACUCAAGGUGAGCCGCACCUAAGAAUGAGGAAUGGGGGAGGAAAUGAUUUAAGGACAAUUUGAAAAGAAAAGGGGUCCCUCUCCCCCAUAUUAUUGAGGAAUAAGCCAAAGGAGACAUUUUCAAUCACCCCAGCCCAUCAAUCUCGUCCAGGCCAUUAUCCUUGAAGAGAGAAGGUCUGCAAAACCACCAUUUCCAUCCUUCAUUCACGCACAAAGCAAGGGGAAGAAGAAGGGAGGAAAAAGGGAGAAGAGGAAGAAGAAAAUUAGAAGGAAAAGCUUGUGGUUAACAAGGUAAUGACUUCACCCACCUCAUUUCUUCUCCUUAAUCAUAUUUCAUGCCCCUAGGAUCAUUCUACAUGUUAUAUGUGAAGAAUGAAGGGUUGGAAGGUUGAUUCAUAUCCAAAACGAACCUUGAGAACAAAGUUGACCGGUUCGUCGGGAAAUAACCUUUUAGAGGUUAUUUGUGUUGAUAUGGGUUUUAUGAUGAUAAAACCUUGUUGUUAACUUGUAUAAGGUGCUUCAAGAACUUUCACGGAGUUGAAAGGGUUGCCGGAGUUGUCGCCGGAGUUGGCUGAAGUUCACCGGAGUUCCACCGGAGCUCAAUAAGAAAGGCUAGGACUUCAUAAGCUUCUUUUAAGGUGAGAAGACGGCUAUAUGCUUUAUAACUUUUGAUUGAGGCAUGAGAUUACCUAAAAUAAUCAAGAACAUGUUUUAUGGAAUGAUUAAAGUUAAUCAAGUAUGGGCUUAUGCCAUGAUUAUAUAUAAAACAUAGUUGGAAAGGUAUGUUUUGGAUGUUUGGAGAUUAAAAAUGUUAUAACUUAAUAUGUACAAGGCUCCAGGGAUACAAAAUGGUAUUUUUGGAUCAAGGACGUCAAGGAGUACAUGCGUGUAAAAUUUCGCGUUAAUCGGACUUCGUUUGGGCGGUCAAACGGGCGUUGACCGCCGAGACAAAAGUGAUACCCGACCGGGUAUGGGUAUAUACCCGACCGGGUAAUGAUUAAAAAUGGCUCCAGAAGCCACUGCCUUACUAGACCCGACCGGGUCAGGGUAUGGACCCGACCGGGUCCCAAGUAAAAUCAGUUCCAGGGGCUUCUGCCCCGACCUACCCGACCGGGUGAGGUUGGAUACCCGACCGGGUAUUGGACUAGGCCCAAAACGGGCAGUUUUGAGCAGGUUAACGUGGGUCGUUCAAGUGGGACCCGCCCACGUUGGUUACUAGGGAUUAUUAUAUGACUAUAGGACUAGGUAUUGUCCAUAGUUAAGUGAAUGAAAGGUUAGCCAUAUCCAGGUUAGGGUUUGGUUAGAAAUAAGGUUGAGGUUGAGUAUCCUCGGGACGGUAAACGAUCCUAAAACUCGGUGAGGUUGAGUAUCCUCGGGACGGCAAACGAUCCUAAAACUCGGUGAGGUUGAGUAUCCUCAGGACGGUAAACAAUCCUAAAACUCGGUGAGGUUGAGUAUCCUCAGGACGGUAAACAAUCCUAAAACUCGGUGAGGUUGAGUAUCCUCAGGAUGGUAAACAAUCCUAAAACUCGGUUGAGGUUGAGUAUCCUCGGGACAGUAAAUGAUCCUAAAACUCGGUGGGGUUGAGCAUCCCCGGGACGGUAAACACUCCCGAAACUCGGUAGGAUAUUAUGAAGGUAGAAUGUAGCUCGUGAGCUAGGCAUUCGGGAUGAAAGGGGAAAGGUCGGGCAAGUACCUUAUCUCUAAAAGACUUUUUGUGUGGAAACGACCUAUGGGUCAAGUAUUUUACAAGUAUAUACAGUAUGUAUUAUCUUGGGAAUGGGGUAACAAUGGUUACACCUAUAUACAUAUGUAUCAUCCUAUUUUUGGGUCUCGUGUCUGAAACAUUAGUUAUUCCUCAUAUAGCCUGCUUGUCACUAGUACUUCUAUGGAGUACUGACCCCUUCGGGGGCCCUCACAUUUUUCAGGUUGAGGCUAGAGUCCUACUACCUGCACCUUUGCCUAGGGUGAUUGAUCAAGGAGGAAGACGUGGUUCGUGCUUCCAUUCUCAUUUGAAAUAAUGCAACUGCUCAUGGAUAUUUUUAACAAUGUUUUCUAUUAAAACAUUUGGGGGCCUGCGUGCCCGUAUUUGCCACGUGUGGCUAAGUAUCAAACAUAUCUUAUUUUCCGCAUUUGUUUGACUAAUAUAUAUUGAUGUUGAUUGUGUGGGUUUACUAAUCGGCUUGGCAAUAGAACUUAACGGACGCCUUGUAUGAUUUGAUAAGGAUGAACUAUGUUGUUCUUAUUGGGUUGUACGGCGGUUGUCUACGUGGCACGGACGCGGUCCGGGGCGUGACAAUUAAGUGGUAUCAGAGCCAUCGAUUUCUAAACUAUAUAAUUAACCUCUCAAUAUAGUACCAUCAAAAGUUUUGAACAAAACCAUGAGCAAAAGUUUUUGUACUUAAGGAACCGUUGGAAACCAAGUUAUUGACCUCUUAUCGUUAAGACGGUACCCUUAACAGUUUGUUGGCCAUAAUGUUGGACCAAGUGGUGUCUUUUGUACUAUUCCGUCAAUUGACAUUGAUACGAGUCUAACGACUCAUUCCAAAUUUCUUUCAGAAAUGGAGGGUAGACACAUGGCUACGAGGAACAACCCGAGAGGGCAAACUCAGGCGACGUCCGUAGGGGCCAGCCAGGUUGCAUCUCGGGGUGCGAGAGGCGGUAGGAGAGGCCGUGGAGGCCGUGGAGGCCGUGGAAGCCGUGGAGGUCAUCAGGCUCAAACCGUGAGCGAUGGCCAUGUUAGCUCGGUGCACGGGACUCACACCGAGGAUUAUGACUCUACUUAUGUUCCCGAGACGGAACAGGAGGAGACCCCAUACGAUGGGGGUGAUACGUAUACCGACGAUGACAACGAUGAGAGUGAUGCCAAGUUCGCCCAGAUGGGCGAAUUGUUUGAAUGGUAUCAAAAAGAGAAACUAAGGCGAGAUCUUAGGCGCCAGGCUAGGCGUGCCUCUCAGGGGGCUUCAGGUCACGGAAGCCGGGGAGCAUCAGUGGCUACACCUGUGGCGUCACAGGGAAUGCAUGGAGGAGGUUUUUGUGUAAGAAUCUCCAAAUACCUCAAGGAGGCUAGGGCCUUGGGGUGCAAGUCAUUUGAUGGCAAGGGUGAUAUAUCGGUAGCUGCCGACUGGAUCAAGAAGCUAAAUGAGGCUGCUAGGGAUAUGCAGAUCGGGCUUGAUAUAAAGCUGACAGUUGCUACCAGGUUACUGGAGGGAGUAGCCGCGGUAUGGUGGGAAGGCGUGGAAGGAAAGUUCCACGGUGAGACCACCUGGGAGAAAUUCGAAGUAGAAUUUUAUAAUCAAUACUACUCAGAGUUUGAGAAGAACCAAAAGAGGAAAGAGUACAUGACCUUGACACAGGAGGAGGGGUGCUCGGUAAGGCAAUUGGAACAGAGGUUCCGGGACUUGGCACGGUACAUACCCGAGUACGCCAUGGAUGAGAACCGUAUGGCUAAUCACUUCUGGGACACCCUACACUUGGAUAUCCGUGAUCGGGCUACCUACAAUCAUCACAUGACCUUUAGUGAGAUUGUGGAUCAGGGGCUACUUGGGGAAGCCAAGUGGAAUGAAAGGAAGAAGAGAGACGCCGAAGAGGCGAAGAAGAGAAGAUGGGGGAAUUCUGGACCCCAAGACCACUCUCGGAAACAUCACGCCGGGAAUGGAAGAUCAUUCAGGGCGCCAGAACCACCGGCAAAGAAGAGUAAGGGCCCAGGAGGGCAAGGGCAUAGCUCGGGGAGCGUGAGGCCACCAAGGUGUCCAAACUGUAACAGGAAUCACUCCGGGAAGUGCAAUGAACCACCCCGGUGCUACAAGUGUGGUAGCACAAGCCACCUCAAACUCUCUUGCCCAAUGUUGAGUGGAGGUGGGCCAUCGGGAGCUGUUGAGGCACCUACGUCUGGAAGGGGUCGUGCAGGACCAUCUCAGGGCGGCACGGGAAGGGGCGGACCUACGGCAAGCAAUGCCGCGUCCGUUAACCAAGGUAAGACCCAGGCACGAGUGUAUGCAAUGACCGAGGCGGAUGCGCGAGCAAACCCGGACUCUGUUGCAGGUAAUAUACUAAAAUGUUAUAUGUUUCUAGGCUUAUACUAAAGUUAUAAGUCCUAAGGGUCAAUUGCAAACUGACUUAGGGUCGAAUCGAGGGAAGUUCAACGAAACCAGGCUGAUACCCGACCGGGUAAGGCAGGUCACCCGACCGGGUAUACUGAGAUUUUGGCCUGGUAAACCCACUGGAACGAUUACCCGACCGGGUAUUGAAGGUUACCCGACCGGGCAGAAUGAAAAUUUUUACCCGCGAGCUUCUGGAACGGAUACCCGACCGGGUACAACAGGGUACCCGACCGGGUAUACCAAAUUUCCAUACCCGCUGGCUUCUGGAUUGGAUACCCGACCGGGUACAAAGGUGUACCCGACCGGGUAUUGCUGUAUAUUGUAAAUUACGGACUUUUUCGGGGCCUACAGUUCAAUUUAGGUAGGCAAGGUACCUUACAUGACUUAUAAUUGUAGGAACGUUAAAGAUUAAUGGAAGGGAUGCGAGGAUCCUUAUCGAUACGGGAGCACAACGUUCAUUCGUUAGUGAGGUGUUUGCCGUGGGGUUAGGCACACCUUUAAUACCAAUGAUGCAAACCCUUUUGGUAUCUACGCCUCUAGGGGAUGACGUUGAACGAAAUGACUAUUAUCCUUCAUGUGAUGUGGAGAUAGGGAAGCACUGUCUAAAGGGUGACUUCGUACCGUUAGCCAUGCUUGAGUUUGAUGCCAUACUUGGCAUGGACUGGCUUGAAAAGCACCAUGCAAGGGUAGAUUGCUACACUAAAGUGUUGGAACUCAAGGACGGUGAAGGAAAUACUGUAUGGUUCAAGGGAGAUAGAGGAAAAUUCAAUCCUUGCAUCAUAUCGACCAUAAGAGCAAGGCGUAUGAUGAGGAAGGGAUGUCAAGCUUACUUAGCCUAUGUCAUAGGCAAGGAAGGCAAGGGGAAGAGUAUCACGGAAGUGAAGGUGGUGAGCGAGUAUCCGGAGGUGUUCCCUGAAGAGCUACCGGGACUUCCACCUGAUCGGGAGAUUGAGUUUGAGAUCGAGGUUGAACCAGGCACCAAACCUAUCUCAAUUCCUCCGUAUCGAAUGGCACCGGCUGAACUUCAAGAGUUGAAAGUUCAAUUGGAAGAGCUACUAGAUAACGGAUUCAUUAGACCAAGUCAUUCACCAUGGGGAGCACCUGUACUCUUUGUAAAGAAGAAGGAUGGCACAAUGAGAAUGUGUAUCGACUACCGUCAAUUGAACAAGGUCACGGUAAAGAACAAAUACCCUUUGCCAAGGAUUGACGACUUGUUUGACCAAUUACGGGGGGCAACCGUAUUCUCCAAGAUCGACUUGAGGUCGGGCUACCAUCAACUGAAGAUCAAGGAAAGUGACAUACCCAAGAGUGCAUUCCGUACAAGGUAUGGUCACUAUGAGUUCCUAGUGAUGUCGUUCGGGCUUACAAAUGCCCCCGCGGCAUUCAUGGACCUCAUGAACCGAGUAUUUCAUCAAUACUUGGACCAAUUCGUCAUAGUGUUCAUUGAUGACAUUUUGAUAUACUCCAAGAACGAAGAAGAACACGAGAAACAUCUAAGGCUCGUACUUGGAACACUGCGGGAGAAGCAACUCUUUGCCAAAUUCUCCAAGUGUGAAUUUUGGCUUGGAGAGAUCGGUUUUCUCGGGCACGUGGUAUCAGGUUCGGGCAUUUCAGUUGAUAACUCGAAGAUUGAGGCAGUCACUAAUUGGGAGAGGCCCAAGAAUGUGAAGGAAAUAAGGAGUUUCCUUGGUUUGGCAGGGUAUUACCGCAAAUUCGUGGAGAAGUUCUCCGUAAUAGCAUCUCCACUCACGAAGCUCACCAAAAAGGGAGCUAAGUUUGUGUGGGAUGACAAGUGUGAGAAGGGGUUUCUUGAGCUAAAGAAACGGUUGACUGAAGCACCAGUACUUGCUCUACCCGUGCAAGGGUUGGGGUAUGACAUCUAUAGCGAUGCUAGCAUCCAGGGGCUUGGGUGCGUACUGAUGCAAUCGGGGAAGGUAAUUGCUUAUGCUUCUCGGCAACUGAGGAAGCAUGAAGUGAAUUACCCCACACAUGACCUUGAGCUAGGAGCUGUGGUGUUUGCGUUGAAGAUUUGGAGGCAUUACCUCUACGGUGAGGUGUGUCACAUUUAUACAGAUCACAAGAGUUUGAAGUACGUGUUCACUCAGAAAGAGUUGAACAUGAGGCAAAGAAGAUGGAUGGAGUUAAUCAAGGAUUACAACUUGAUUAUUGACUAUCAUCCAGGUAAGGCUAACGUGGUUGCUGAUGCUCUCAGUAGGAAAAGUUCAUCAGGGGUUUUACUCACAUGCUUACGAGCAUUGAGGGCACACGUGGAGGUAUCCACGAAUGGGGCCUUACUGGCCAGAUUUGAGGUGAGACCCACCUUAUUAGACGAAAUCAGAACGCGUCAGGGCAAUGACGAGGAAUUUCAGAAAAUCCGGGAACGGAUGCUGGUGGGACCCGUCGAGGGUUUCCGUGAGAGAGAAGAUGGACUCCUACUAUUCAAGGAGCGAGUGUGUGUGCCGUCAGAUGAGGAGCUCCGAAAAUCUAUUCUUGAGGAGGCUCACUCAUCUGCGUAUGCCAUGCACCCAGGUGGAACAAAGAUGUACCGGGACUUGAAAGAAAGUUACUGGUGGUCGGGGAUGAAGAGAGAGAUUGCUGAUUAUGUGAGUCGUUGCCUUACCUGUCAGCAGGUCAAGGCAGAGCACCAACACCCAGCAGGGUUAUUACAGCCACUUACCAUCCCAGAAUGGAAGUGGGAGCAUGUUACUAUGGACUUCGUGGUAGGUUUGCCACGGACGGUUAGGAACUUUGAUGCGGUAUGGGUGGUAGUUGAUAGGUUGACCAAGAGUGCCCAUUUUCUACCUAUCAACACUACUUAUACGCUUGAGCGACUGGCCAAGUUGUAUACUGACGAGAUCGUGAGACUGCAUGGGGUCCCGGUCACUAUAGUGUCGGAUAGAGACCCACGGUUCACAUCACGGUUUUGGCCUAAGUUCCAAGAAUCCAUGGGAACAAAGUUGAGGUUUAGCACGGCAUUCCAUCCUCAAACAGAUGGGCAAUCUGAACGAGUGAUUCAGAUUUUGGAGGACAUGUUGAGGGCAUGUGCCUUAGAGUUCCAAGGAAGUUGGGACAACCAGUUGGCUUUGGUGGAAUUUGCUUAUAACAACAGUUAUCAAGCAAGUAUAGGCAUGCCUCCAUACGAGGCAUUGUAUGGGAGGAAAUGUCGGACACCUUUGUGUUGGGAUGAGGUAGGCGAGGCUAAGCUUGAGGGCGUCGAGCUAGUCGAAAUCACCAAGGAGAAGGUGAGGAUUAUUCAGGGUAGACUCAAGGCUGCCCAAGAUCGGCAGAAGAGCUAUGCAGAUAAACGACGAAGGACGUUAGAGUUCGAGGUCGGCGAUGAGGUAUUUCUGAGGGUGUCACCUUGGAAAGGGAUCAUCAGGUUCCUCAGUCGGGGUAAGCUUAACCCACGCUACAUAGGCCCAUUCAAAAUCAUUGAAAGGAUUGGGGUUGUAGCGUACCGGCUUCAGUUAACUCCAGAAUUAGAAAAGAUUCAUAAUGUAUUUCAUGUUUCUAUGCUCAAGAAGUAUGUACGGGACCCGUCACAUAUUCUUGAGAAACCACCGGUAGAAAUCCGGGAAGACCUUCACUAUGCGGUGCAGCCGGUAAAGAUCAUGGACCGACAGGUAAAGAAGCUAAGGAGUAAAGAGGUACCGAUGGUGAAGGUGCUUUGGAAGAGUGAUCGUGUCGAGGAGCAAACUUGGGAAGUGGAGACCCUGAUGAGGGAACAGUAUCCAUUUCUGUUUGACUAGACACGUGGAUUUCGGGGACGAAAUCCCAAAUAAGGGGGGUAGAACUUGUAACACCGCCCCCAAGUAAUUGUACUUUAUCAAAUUAUGUAUUGAACCCGAGGAAUGAAUAAACGCAUUUUACGUGAUUGUGAAUUUUUAUCAUUUCUUUUACGUGAAUAGUAAAAUUCACGUGGGGCCCACACCGGAAGUGGGGGCCGCUCGAUAUUAUCGGGACCACAUAUUAUAUUCAUUUGGGUCAAGAUAAUAUGUGUAUAAUGGUGGACAUCCUUGUUGGUCCAUAGAAAUUAUACGAGUAACCGUUUGGGCAUAUAAAGCCCAUUUAUCAGUACCGAAGUAAUAUCAGAUAAAAAGCCAUAACGAGUUAUGGAGACCACCAAGGUAAGAGUUGGGUAAUAUACAUUCAUUCUUAUAGCCAAUAAUAAGUGGAAGAGGGAGAGAUAUUUCAUUUUACCCGAUAAAACGAAAUAUAGUUAAAACAGUCCGGAAAAUACAACUUUCGGGGCCAAAUAUACAUUCCGGGUCACAAAAGGAUGACCACCCACAUAAGUGGGGGCCAACCCACGUCCUUGGCCUGAAAGAACUCAAGGUGAGCCGCACCUAAGAAUGAGGAAUGGGGGAGGAAAUGAUUUAAGGACAAUUUGAAAAGAAAAGGGGUCCCUCUCCCCCAUAUUAUUGAGGAAUAAGCCAAAGGAGACAUUUUCAAUCACCCCAGCCCAUCAAUCUCGUCCAGGCCAUUAUCCUUGAAGAGAGAAGGUCUGCAAAACCACCAUUUCCAUCCUUCAUUCACGCACAAAGCAAGGGGAAGAAGAAGGGAGGAAAAAGGGAGAAGAGGAAGAAGAAAAUUAGAAGGAAAAGCUUGUGGUUAACAAGGUAAUGACUUCACCCACCUCAUUUCUUCUCCUUAAUCAUAUUUCAUGCCCCUAGGAUCAUUCUACAUGUUAUAUGUGAAGAAUGAAGGGUUGGAAGGUUGAUUCAUAUCCAAAACGAACCUUGAGAACAAAGUUGACCGGUUCGUCGGGAAAUAACCUUUUAGAGGUUAUUUGUGUUGAUAUGGGUUUUAUGAUGAUAAAACCUUGUUGUUAACUUGUAUAAGGUGCUUCAAGAACUUUCACGGAGUUGAAAGGGUUGCCGGAGUUGUCGCCGGAGUUGGCUGAAGUUCACCGGAGUUCCACCGGAGCUCAAUAAGAAAGGCUAGGACUUCAUAAGCUUCUUUUAAGGUGAGAAGACGGCUAUAUGCUUUAUAACUUUUGAUUGAGGCAUGAGAUUACCUAAAAUAAUCAAGAACAUGUUUUAUGGAAUGAUUAAAGUUAAUCAAGUAUGGGCUUAUGCCAUGAUUAUAUAUAAAACAUAGUUGGAAAGGUAUGUUUUGGAUGUUUGGAGAUUAAAAAUGUUAUAACUUAAUAUGUACAAGGCUCCAGGGAUACAAAAUGGUAUUUUUGGAUCAAGGACGUCAAGGAGUACAUGCGUGUAAAAUUUCGCGUUAAUCGGACUUCGUUUGGGCGGUCAAACGGGCGUUGACCGCCGAGACAAAAGUGAUACCCGACCGGGUAUGGGUAUAUACCCGACCGGGUAAUGAUUAAAAAUGGCUCCAGAAGCCACUGCCUUACUAGACCCGACCGGGUCAGGGUAUGGACCCGACCGGGGUCCCAAGUAAAAUCAGUUCCAGGGGCUUCUGCCCCGACCUACCCGACCGGGUGAGGUUGGAUACCCGACCGGGUAUUGGACUAGGCCCAAAACGGGCAGUUUUGAGCAGGUUAACGUGGGUCGUUCAAGUGGGACCCGCCCACGUUGGUUACUAGGGAUUAUUAUAUGACUAUAGGACUAGGUAUUGUCCAUAGUUAAGUGAAUGAAAGGUUAGCCAUAUCCAGGUUAGGGUUUGGUUAGAAAUAAGGUUGAGGUUGAGUAUCCUCGGGACGGUAAACGAUCCUAAAACUCGGUGAGGUUGAGUAUCCUCGGGACGGCAAACGAUCCUAAAACUCGGUGAGGUUGAGUAUCCUCAGGACGGUAAACAAUCCUAAAACUCGGUGAGGUUGAGUAUCCUCAGGACGGUAAACAAUCCUAAAACUCGGUGAGGUUGAGUAUCCUCAGGAUGGUAAACAAUCCUAAAACUCGGUUGAGGUUGAGUAUCCUCGGGACAGUAAAUGAUCCUAAAACUCGGUGGGGUUGAGCAUCCCCGGGACGGUAAACACUCCCGAAACUCGGUAGGAUAUUAUGAAGGUAGAAUGUAGCUCGUGAGCUAGGCAUUCGGGAUGAAAGGGGAAAGGUCGGGCAAGUACCUUAUCUCUAAAAGACUUUUUGUGUGGAAACGACCUAUGGGUCAAGUAUUUUACAAGUAUAUACAGUAUGUAUUAUCUUGGGAAUGGGGUAACAAUGGUUACACCUAUAUACAUAUGUAUCAUCCUAUUUUUGGGUCUCGUGUCUGAAACAUUAGUUAUUCCUCAUAUAGCCUGCUUGUCACUAGUACUUCUAUGGAGUACUGACCCCUUCGGGGGCCCUCACAUUUUUCAGGUUGAGGCUAGAGUCCUACUACCUGCACCUUUGCCUAGGGUGAUUGAUCAAGGAGGAAGACGUGGUUCGUGCUUCCAUUCUCAUUUGAAAUAAUGCAACUGCUCAUGGAUAUUUUUAACAAUGUUUUCUAUUAAAACAUUUGGGGGCCUGCGUGCCCGUAUUUGCCACGUGUGGCUAAGUAUCAAACAUAUCUUAUUUUCCGCAUUUGUUUGACUAAUAUAUAUUGAUGUUGAUUGUGUGGGUUUACUAAUCGGCUUGGCAAUAGAACUUAACGGACGCCUUGUAUGAUUUGAUAAGGAUGAACUAUGUUGUUCUUAUUGGGUUGUACGGCGGUUGUCUACGUGGCACGGACGCGGUCCGGG